Phyllostomus discolor (pale spear-nosed bat) is the source of this 3210-nucleotide messenger RNA. It is a transcript of the gene IFT54, whose product is annotated as TRAF3 interacting protein 1. Gene Ontology annotation, biological process: cilium assembly; regulation of microtubule cytoskeleton organization; intraciliary transport. The record is from RefSeq and is a predicted model, not a curated record. Lineage: Eukaryota; Metazoa; Chordata; Mammalia; Chiroptera; Phyllostomidae. The transcript has 16 exons. Bases 398 to 2386 code for a protein of 662 amino acids. Gene Ontology annotation, cellular component: intraciliary transport particle B; axoneme; ciliary basal body. Gene Ontology annotation, molecular function: microtubule binding.
AACAGGCAGCACAGAUCCUGGAAGCAGCGUCGCUGCUGAGCAGUCCCCGGGCGGCACUUCCGACCCGGGGCGAGCACCGGCUCCCCGAGGCCGUUGGGAGGGUCCAGGGAGAGGGCCAGCGGCCCUCCCACGCGGCGGCGAGCGCGCCCCACCGCAGACCCCCGCCCGGCGUGCGCGCGCAGCCGGGGCAGGGGCGGGGCGCCGCGGCGCGUCCGUUGCUAAGGCCGCGCUGCCCCGGCGACCGAGCGCGGCGACCCCGCGCACGCGCAGUGGCGGACUCCGGUGCACUGUGGGAUGGAAACGCGAGCGGCGCGUACGGGCCAGAGCGGGCGGCGGCUCCGGGGCGAGAGCGGCGGGGACGCGGGGCUUCGGCUCGGCGGGCCGGCGGGGCGCCGCCAUGAACGCGGCGGUGGUGAGGCGGACGCAGGAGGCCCUGGGGAAGGUGAUUCGGAGGCCGCCGCUGACGGAGAAGCUGCUGAACAAGCCCCCGUUCCGCUACCUGCACGACAUCAUCACGGAGGUGAUUCGGACGACGGGCUUCCUGAAGGGCUUGUACACGGACACUGAGAUGAAGUCGGAGAACGUGAAGGACAAAGACGCGAAGAUCGGCUUCCUGCAGAAGGCCAUAGACGUGGUGGUCCUGGUCUCGGGCGAGCCGCUGUCGGUGAAGCCGGCGCGCAUCGUGGCGGGGCAUGAGCCUGAAAGGACCAACGAGCUGCUGCAGAGAAUCGGGAGGUGCUGCCUCGGCCAGCUGUCCAGUGACGACGCGGUGAAGAGAGUGCUGGCCGGCGAGAAGGGGGACGCGAGGGGACGGGCCGCCCUGACGUCGAAACCCCAGGAGUCGGAGGACAGGAACGCGAGGGUCGAGGAGCCCAGGGUCCCCGGCGAGAAGGAGGGGAGAGGAGCCCCUGAGACGAACGAGGGGAGCCCCGGCAGGGACCGCAAGCAGAGGGAGCUGCAGGAGGACAGCAGACCGAGGGAGAAGGACCGGGACAGGGAGAAGACGCGGGACGACGACCGCGAGCGCCAUCGGGACCCCGAGAGGGACAGGGGCCGGGAGGGCGAGAGAGAGCGGGCCAGGGCCCGCGCCAGGCCCGACAGGGACAGGGACAGAGGCCCCAGGGACCGGGACUCGGACCGCGAGAGAGAGCGGAGGAGCGAGGGAGGCCGAGAAAAGGAGCGGUGGAGAGACCGGGACAAGGAGCGCGAGCGCGACAAGGGCCGGGACCGGGAGCGGGACCGCCGGAGGGCGAAGGCCGGGGAGCGUGCCCGGGACCCCGGCAGGGACCGGCACCGGGAGCAGGACAAACCGGACAAGAAGUCAUCGAGCUCCGGGGAGGUGUCUAAGAAGCUGUCAGAUGGACCGUUCAAAGACUCCAAAGCUGAAGCCGAGACGGAGGCCUCCCCCAGAGCGUCUGGGCCCGUGGCAGCGAAGACCUCCAGGCGGCGCUCCAGAACCUCGGGGGAAGGACCCAAGGAGGCCGCUGCCAGCUCCGCCCGCGUUGCCGACGGCAGCGCCGCCGGCCUGUGGCGGGACCGCCCCGAGCCAGAACCGGCAGCGAAGCAGAAAGGCGACCCCCCGAGCGAUGCAGAAGGAGACGCGGGACCCGCCAGUCAGGACAAGCCCCAGGGGCCCGAGGAUUCCGAGGUCCCCGCCGACCUCCCGCCCGACGCCAGAAGGCUCCCGCGGCCCGGGAGCGCCAGGCCGGCGCCGCCCCGGGUGAAGCGGCAGGACAGCGCGGAGGUGUUGGCGGCCGACAGGGCCGGGAGCGGUAAGGCCGUGUCCAGCGUGAUUGUGGACGCCCAGCACUCGGACGACGAGGACGACCAGUUCGUGGUGGAGGCCGCGCCCCAGCUGCCCGAGGCGCCGGAGCGCGAGGGGGCGCAAGCCGUGGAGCUGGGCGAGGACGAGAGGCACGGAGGACUGGUCACAAAGAUUCUGGAGACCAAGAAAGAUUACGAGAAGCUGCGGCUGCCCCCCAGGCCUGGGGAGAAGGACAAGUCGCUUGUCUUCGAGUCAGCGUGGAAGAAGGAGAAGGACAUCGUCUCCAAGGAGAUAGAGAAGCUGCGCGUGUCCAUCCAGACCCUGUGCAAGAGCGCGCUUCCGCUGGGCAAGAUCAUGGACUACCUGCAGGAGGACGUGGACACCAUGCAGAACGAGCUGCAGCUGUGGCGCAGCGAGAGCCGGCAGCACGCGCAGGCCCUGCGCCGGGAGCAGAGCAUCACGGACGGCGCCGUGGAGCCCCUGCGGGCGGAGCUGGCGGAGCUGGAGCAGCUGAUCCGGGACCAGCAGGACCGGAUCUGUGCCGUGAAGGCCACCAUUCUGAAGAACGAGGAGAAAAUCCAGAAGAUGGUGUACGGCCUCAACUUGAGUUCGAGACGGUGAACCUCUGUGGUCUCAGCGGUUCAGAGUCUGAAAAUAAAAAGGACGAUGGAGCAGCAUCGCUCUCCAAGUAUCAGUUUGCAAAGGAAACGAACGGUUAACCGUGUCAUCCCGCGCAGCGGUCAAGCUGUGGGCGCGCUCAGUGCGUGGAGAGCCCCCCGGCGGGCUCCCUGCCGAACGCCUGGGUGGGGUCUCCUCGUGGCCGUCCUGCGUGUCCGCGGGCGGGAGCCUUCCCCGUCCGGUCCCUUCCAGAACCCUGGAGCCCCGCGCGAGGACGACCGCCCCUGGAGGCACCUCGUCUGGGGAGCGCAGCCGGGCAGGAGUGGGUCCUGGUUUUAGGUCACCUGCACUUGGAAGGGGUCGCUGCGGCCUGUGUCACCCAGAGGUGCACAGGGGCGGUCUCUCAGCCCCGCAGCUGUGCACCCCUCUUCACUCGAUUUUCCCAGUGGUCCCCGCUGUCGGCGGCUGGUGUUUCUCACCCUUCAAGUUCACUCGUUUAAGGAGGUUCUGUGCGGCCCUCACAGCGUGGCCCAGAUGUGAGCUCGCGCCAGCUGCCUUGGCUUUGUUCGGCAGCUGCCCGGCGCCCAGGUGGGUGCUCCUGAGGCUCCAGGGGCCCUGCCCUCCCCGCUGGGCCAGCCCUCCGCUUCCCAGCGAUGCUCGCUUGUGUGCCUGCCUGGCAGGCGGUCCAGGGGCGUCUGGGGAAGGGAGGCCCCGAUUCACGACAGUGUGUGAUGUUGUUGCCAUUUGGGGGAGGAAAUUAUUUUUUAAAAGAAAGAUUUUUUUUUUAAAAAAAACAUGGUUUAUACUUAGUUUUUCACGUACACACA